UCGACGCGUCCAGACGUUUCGCGGAUGCGCACUCGUAUUUCCUAGUGAUGGUCAGCUGUAGUCAGGAACCGUCGAGAAAUGCGCCUUAGGCAUGUAACUCUGGCUCGCAGAGAUACCCUACGGCCGCAAAAUGUUCGCGUACGGUUUCGAGAUUACAUAGACCUGUAAUAUGCCUGUGCCUAGUGCGAGUUCACGGUGAAAAUCUGGCGUGAACGGUGGCUCGGAGACAUGGCGUCGGUGGCGGGCUCGACCGAACAGCCGCCUGCCGCGCACGGGCACAGCUUCUGCAAGAAGACCUUCCACAAGCCCACGUACUGCCACCACUGCAGCGACAUGCUCUGGGGCCUCAUCCAGCAGGGCUUCAUCUGCGAAGUUUGCAACUUCGUAGUGCAUGAUCGCUGCCUAAAAACUGUGGUGUCCCCGUGUUCCAGCAUCGCCGCCAGCCUUAUUAAGAAUCCGGUAGCCCACUGUUGGUCAGAACCGUUCCACCAUAAACGAAAAUUUUGUAAUGUGUGUAGGAAAAGGUUAGAUGAUAGCGUCUCCAUCCAUUGUGAAAUAUGCGAGUACUACGUACACACCGAAUGUCAGGAUUUCGCUGUUGCCGAUUGCAAGGAAAACGCUACAUAUCUUCCGGGAAAGCAACUGUCAAACGUACACCAUCAACACCACUGGCGGGAAGGUAAUCUUCCAAGCAACUCAAAGUGCGCACUCUGCAAGAAGACCUGCUGGACGACGGAAUGCUUGUCGGGAUACCGGUGCGAGUGGUGCGGUAUGACCUGUCACGCCGCCUGCCACGUCAACAUAACAUCAGAAUGUACUUUCGGGGUGCUGGAACCCAUCUAUCUGCCACCGCAUGCCGUCAGCAUUCCAAGAACCGAAGUACCCAUGGAGGCCAUCAUCGGAGUUCAAGUUCGGCGCAAAGAUACCAUGUCUCGUGAGUAUUCAUGCCUCAUCGGUGGCGAUAGACGGACUGCUUUAUCGAGUGUUCUGAAGCGUCUUUCUGUUGUUUUGCCAUCCUCAUGUCACGGCAAAUGCCAGCCUUCGCUCCCUUAUGUCCGAGCCCGGAGUAUUUCGGAAGAGUUUAGCAGCGGAGAUGCUGGACGCUACAGGGAAUCGGAGGAUUACGGCCAGGCUCACACACCAGGACGCGACAGCAGGCAGGACAAAACCAACAAGGACAAGGAGGAUAGAGAUGAAGAGGUGAUCAAAGUGUACGAUGGAAAUAAUUCGCUGAGGAGAAGAAUUUUCCGUACUAUCGUGGUGUCCCGGCAGGCGCCACUCAAGCAAGUGCUAACGCAAGCUCUUCGGGCGUUUCAUAUCACGAAAGAUCCGAGUUCAUUCCAUCUCACAGAUCUCUAUUCUCCCGACGAAGCGGUCCUACAAGAUCCAACACCAGUAGUGACCCUCCACAGGAAAGAGGGCAAGAGGCCGGCUGUGUUCCUCCGAUUCAAGGAUCGCGACAACGACAAAGGCGAAGUACGAGUCUAUCCCGGCAAACUACAAGUGUCACAGGCACUCUGCACCGUGCCUGUGGACUCGAAUACGACAGUGGGUGAUCUCAUUCGGGAGGCGCUGAAACGAUUCGGGCUCGAGGACUACAACUGCGAGGACUACAGAUGUAGCGAGGUUCUGCUGGACCGCGGAGUGACGGAAAGAGUGCUAUCUUGGAACGAGAGACCGUGGGAAAUCAUGAAGCAGCUGGGGAAAGACAGCAUCAGGCAGAUGGAGUUGAUGAGGUUCUACUUGCAGCUGAAGCAAGACCCACACGGACCAAAUUUAGCGUUAUUUGUGGGCAAUCUGCCGCCGAACCUUUCGGAGAGAAAUUACGAGAACAUCCUCACGGAGUUUCUAGGAAAAGAAAACAAAUUCUCUAAAAUUGGUCCCAUCUACUACGAAUACGGGUCUAUGGUUAUAACGUACGAGGAUUCUGACAAGGCAGUCCGGGCGCUGUACACUCUUAGAGAAUCAAAAUUUGAAGACAAACACCUGCUAGUGAUGCUGCUACCAAACAUCGAGCCGUCAAUGACUCCCAACGGGGUGCAACCGCUUCUGGUCUUCGUCAACGUGAAAUCUGGAGGUUGUCAAGGUCUGGAACUCAUCUCCAGCUUCCGGAAGCUGUUGAAUCCUUACCAAGUGUUCGACCUGGACAACGGCGGUCCUCUGCCCGGUCUGUACGUGUUUCGGAACAUCCAGAACUACAAGAUUCUGGUCUGCGGAGGCGACGGGACCAUCGGUUGGGUACUGCAGUGUCUGGAUAACGUGGGCCAAGACUCGCAGUGCUCUUCUCCGGCUUGUGCCAUCGUUCCGCUGGGGACAGGUAACGACUUGGCGAGGGUGCUAAGGUGGGGACCAGGUUAUACGGGUGGCGAAGACCCAUUGAACCUGUUGCGGGACGUGAUAGACGCGGAGGAGAUCCGGUUGGAUCGGUGGACGGUGGUAUUCCAUCCAGAGGAUAAGCCAGACGACAGCGUUAAGCAGGUCAACUCCACCGGUAAGAAGAGGCAAAAACUGUCCAAAAUGAAAGUGACCAAUGAGCAAAUUAGAAAAGCAGUUGUAGCAGGUUCGACGAGCGAGGACAACUCCCAAAUCUUCGUUAUGAACAACUACUUCGGAAUCGGCAUCGACGCGGAUCUGUGCCUGGAUUUUCAUAACGCGCGAGAGGAGAACCCGAACAAGUUCAACAGUCGUUUGCACAACAAGAGCGUUUAUGUCAAAAUGGGGUUGCGGAAAAUGGUGGGGCCAAAAAUGUGCAAGGACUUGCACAAAGAAGUACGCUUAGAAGUGGACGGAAAACUCGUAGAACUACCUCAAGUGGAAGGCAUCAUCAUUCUUAACAUUUUAAGUUGGGGGUCCGGGGCGAAUCCGUGGGGCCCCGAGAAGGAAGACCAGUUUUCCAAGCCCAACCACUGGGACGGAAUGCUGGAGGUCGUGGGCGUAACCGGGGUGGUCCAUUUGGGGCAGAUACAGUCGGGGCUACGAUCGGCCAUGCGGAUUGCACAAGGUGGUCACAUAAAAAUCCAUCUUCAUUCAGACAUUCCAGUCCAGGUGGAUGGUGAACCAUGGGUGCAAAGUCCCUGUGAUGUUGUAGUGCUCAAGUCUGCUCUGAAGGCCACCAUGCUGAAGAAAAUGAAGGGCAAAAUGAAGAGGCGCAACACGGAACCGACGAUGCUCGUGUCCCCCGGGGCCCAGCUCGCUCCGUUGCCCUCCAACGACGGCGAAUCUCCCACGGACCCGUCAAACACCACCUUCUAAUCCCCUCAGUGUUGUCUCAGUUUUUCGUGUUUUAUUAGACAGUCUCCCAGGGCAUGGGUUUUUCUUUCUCUUGCAUUUACGAAACGUAUUACAUAAAAUGUAUAAUUAACGGUAAACUGUAAUAAUUAUUACGUUCAGUAUGGUAUCAUUACCAGUCAGUGGUGAAUUCUUAUUAUUAGUGUCGCGGCGAAUGCCCGUUGAGUUUAUUUUUCGUUCCUCAUAGUUUAUUUACUAGUACAAGUCAUGUACUGUAGAUCUGUUGUAGUUUUCUAAAGUUUAUUUACCGAAAGAACAAAAAAAUAAAUAAAAUAAAAUAAUAAUAAUAAUAAGUAGAGUCCGGGGGGCGAGAGCGCCCCCGGCUCCGUGCAUCCCACCGCUGCACGAGUGAGAAAUACUCACACGUCUCUCAGAUAUAUAUAUAUAUAAAAAUACAAAAAAAAGUAUAUAUAUAUUAAAAAAAGACGACUCGUGGGUCGUCAGGGGGCUUCCACCCCCACUGGCAUGUCCUUGGUCGGCUACGUCACUGGAAGGCGCCUCCCGGCUACGGCUAGGCAACCCAAAAGGGACGAUCUGCGUGCGACCAAUGAAGACUGGUGUGAAGUGCGAGUGAGAGGCUAGAUAGAGGAUAUAGAUAGAUAGAUAGAGGUGAGCGUUCUUCGGCACGUUCUUCGGCUAUCCGGGAGGCUGGAUUCCACCACUGGCCGACCGCCGAAGCGGCAACGUAGGUUAUGCAAUUCUAGUCACCCUUUCCCUGGAGCGCAGCCGCGAGUAAGGUGGCAGGAACUGUAGGCUCAGGUGGCGGCGUUAGGUCUCUCUAUCCAGGAAGCGACACGUUAACGCCGUCGUUAAUCUGCCGGGACGCAAGGGGCUCAGUUUUUCACGGGUUGCCGCCUGGAGCCCGCCCGUGAUUAAUAUGCGUUUUGGUAGAUUUACGAAACGACAGUACCAUAGUUUAGCUCUUAUCUUAUUACUACAUUGAUGUGCUAUGUUUGUAAUUAUAUUUCCCAAACGUAUGUAAUUAUAGAAAUGGUCAGAACCGUUACGUCUGUUCCAUCUAGCGGAAAAACUUCACCUUACUUUUAUCCGCAAGGGUGAUCCGAGGUCUUAGAUAACACACGUUUCGAAUAUCUGCCCUGGACAUUCCCAAGAUUCGCCUGAGAUGAGGUUUUUCUGUUAACACAUAAGAUAUAUUAUAAUUAUAUGUAUAUGUGAUCAUAGAUAUAUUAAAAAUUGUGAAAUAUAGAAAUAUUAAAUGUAUUCAUUUGUUUCUUUAUUUUUUAUCAUGGCCGAGUUCAACUGAGGACAUGUGCUGGAGAAUAGUCAAUCAGAACAUAACUAACAUACAUACAAAGACUAUUAUGAAUAUAUCUAUAUUAAUAUAAUUAUUUCGCUAGUUACUUCAAACUGGUUGUCUUGUUUAUGUACCGCUCGACAAUGAAUGUAAUACGAGUAUGUAAUAAAAGUAAGAUGUUCGUUCGUUAGAUGCAGCCAAAACUUGUAUAAACCUCAUCAAAAUAUUUUGUUUCAACAGAGAUAAAUGAUCACAAAUA
This is a messenger RNA of Zophobas morio, 4802 nucleotides long. Its product is annotated as diacylglycerol kinase theta. The transcript is spliced from 17 exons. The record is from RefSeq and is a predicted model, not a curated record. Bases 229 to 3252 code for a protein of 1007 amino acids. Gene Ontology annotation, molecular function: RNA binding; ATP-dependent diacylglycerol kinase activity. Lineage: Eukaryota; Metazoa; Arthropoda; Insecta; Coleoptera; Tenebrionidae.